AUGGAAUUAGAAAAUGUUGAUCUUUUGUCCCAAAGUAAUUCAUCUACAACUAUUUUGUUGGUAUCCCAGACAACUGAAUCUACUUUGCAACAAUCCACAAAUUUAACAACAUUAAAUUCUGAAUUUGAGAGUAUAAAUGAUGAGUUUGACGAGAAUCAGACAAUGAGUCAAAGGUUUAAAACAGUUAAAGAAGCUUAUGUUAUAGUUAAAUUAUUUGCUCAUUCAAAUAGAUUUGGAAUUCAAAAAGGACAUGUUGAAAAAGAUACAAGUGGUGACUUUUACAAAACUCACAAUAUAUUGGAUCUACAAACUUUUAAAGAUCAGUUUAAAUCUUUGCAAGAAUAUUAUCCAAAAGCUGCACUAUAUCUCAAUAGGGCUUUAUAUUCUGAUAAGCGAUCUUGGGCAAGGGCUUAUACUUUUCAUCAUUUCACUGCUGGUGCACAAGCAACAAGUCACAUGCAGGAUGACGAUAACGAUGCAGUAUUCAUUGACAAUGCUUUUGAUUAUCCAUUGGCUUAUUCCCUUAUGCUCUUCAAACAAGUCGAAGAUAAAGUAGUUGAAGUUUGGGAAACUAUUAGAAUAGCACAAAAGGCCAUUAAUAUUGCUAUUGAAAAGGAUAAUCCGAAUAUUCUUAAAUUUUUAAAAACCUAUAUUCUUCAAAAUGACUACUUUCUUGUUGAGAAUACAACCAAUACAUCUGCCUCUAGUCAUAAGACAAGUAUACUCGAAGAACAUCUUAAACCAAAUAUUAUUGUUGAGAAAAUACAAUCAUCAAAAGCUCAAGAGAAACAAUCAAAAUCAUAUACAAAAUAUGUAAAUAAGGCUUGUAAUUCAACGAUUAUGUAUGAGUUUUGUGGUGGGCGUGGACAUAAAAAAGAGUUACAUGAUUAUGCAUGUGGAGAAAAAGGAAAAUGA
Molecule: messenger RNA, 915 nt
Organism: Racocetra persica
Lineage: Eukaryota; Fungi; Glomeromycota; Glomeromycetes; Diversisporales; Gigasporaceae
Source: the annotation of a GenBank genome assembly